AUGGAGGAUCUGAGCGCCUCCAUGUCCCGGACUCUUGCUCUGUCAACCGGGCUGGUGCCUUCGCCCAUCCCGCCGUCUACCUUGCAUACCCUGGCCUCUGGCCUUGCCGUUGUGACCCUUGCACUCGUCCUUUAUAAGGUCUUGCGCGAACCUAUUUCAAGCUCAGCCUACCUCCGCCAGGCACUUGCCUUCUUACGUUUUGAUGCAGCCGCACUAGGCCGAGAUUGGGGAUACCAACCUGCAGAGGACGCCGAAUAUCUUGCCGAGGAAUCCUCUGACGCCUCAACUUCAGAAGCUGAGCAUGGGGUUAGGCCUGUGAGGCUGUCCGCAAUGCACGUGACCCCCUACGAGCAUCCCGACAUCCCCACCUUCUGCCCGCUCUUUGACUCACGCCUCUUUGUUGCCUAUGCGCCCCGCUAUGUCACAAGACGUGAGCUUUUGAUCCUCGCAGACAUCCGAGAUAACCUUGGGGUUGAUGUCUACUUUGGGAAUGCCGUCAACUCCUCCAUCGUCAAGUUUGGAACGAACUGCCAUGCGGUGAUCUUGGCAGCCCCGACGUGGCAGCACUUUGGUGUCAGUGUCCUUGUCGACAUGCGGCAACUCAAUGGGACUGACAUUGCUGCGGUUUUAGAUUUGCCGCCGGCCUCACUGAUCUUCCAAGCAACAGCACAGGCCGUCGCAGACUUUAACCACAAAGGCGUUGCCAUACAUGAGGUCCUAUUCGUCGGGGAGCGCGAUGUCUCCACAACACCAGAUCCACCGACACCUCGAGGCUUCUUAGACCUGAGGCCCCUGAUGCUAGGUUUCUCGUGCUUCCCCAUUGCAGGGGACAUGCUUCAGCCUGAGACUGUUCUUGACCGUCUCCAGUCAAGAUGCCCCAGUGGCUAUUGCAUUGCCUGCGCUGUCGGCCAGGAGCUGCCCAUGCCUCUCAACAGUGCCAUCCCAGCCUCUCCGGGCAUUACCAUAACGGUUGAUUUCUUGCCACUCAACUUUUCUGAGACGGACUGGAUCCACCUUUACUCUGCUCCAUCUCCCUCGCAGGGAUCUGGAGGCACGGCUUCUCCUUCGUCGGACACCGAAAAUCACGCGUCCGCCAGUCGUCAGCCCGAUGCAGGCACCGGUAGCACCGCUUCCUUUUCAGGAGGCCCUCCUACAGGUGGUCUUUCACAUGCUGCUCUGCCCAUUUUCUGGGCCAUUGACAGUCGAGUAGUUAAGUGUCUACAGUUCUACGCCUUCCAUUUUAGUCGGCGCACCCUGGAGUACACCUCUAUCCUCCUGUUCGUACUUCACUACAGCCAGGUCGCAGCCAAAAUCCAGUUGUCCUUACCCGGCUCGGUAGCAGUGACCCUGCUGAUGCAACGCCACGUGCGUGGGCCUUUGCCGUAUUUGCUCGCUGCGGUCCGUGAAGAUGCGCUCACAGCCGAGUUGCUUGCCCUAGCCUGGUCGAUCGCCUGGACUGCCCAAUCAGGCAUCUUGGGCAACGAACUUGCUGACGGCCUAGCCAAAACAGCCCGCAGUCAGGGCUUGGGCCUGGGCCUGCGUGACCGGCCAGACGGAUAUCCCAAGGAGACCAGACUUGGCAUGUCGGAGGUCCAGCCUGACCCCGACUACUUGAUCUUCAAUUCCCAGGGUGUCAAGGUCUUCUUUCAGGCCGAGGACGUGACCGUCCUAAGUCGUGCAUGCCCCGUCGCUUUCCAACUCUACAGCGUUGGUCCUCACAACCCCGACACCGAAAACACUGCAGGCAGCAUUUUCCAUGAAUUUGUCACGGACAUCGCUGCCCUGUUGCCAUCUACCUUCGAGGCCUACCACACAGGCGAAGGCGGCACAUGGCGCACACCCUUCGGUCAAUGGUUUCGCCUGGGCCAGAUAAUUGUGCCACUAGCAUGGCGUGACUUCAGUUUGCAAUCCUCCGUCCUAUACCUCGUCGAGACCUUGCAAAAGAAGGACGACCACGUUCCCGUGUGUCUGCAAUGCACUUUCUCACGUUGGCAACCUGCUAAGUCCUACCACAGUAAUCAGCGCCGUGCAGUUCGCCCGGAGAUCCCACAGACACCAGAUGAGCGCGCUGCCGCCCGUGCCGUCCUCGACAGCUAUACGCCUACGUCGUGGCUCGUCGGGGUUGACCACCACUACAAUGCUCUUGCAGACCAUUGGCGCCAGGCCGGACAAAAGCUAGUCACUACUCCAGCAAAGGCUCCGCGGCAACCAUUCCUCACGCAGGAGACUCUAGACCGCAUUCACUGGCGCACAGCGUUAAGGCAAUACUUACGCACAGAGUCCAAAGAAUGUAGUCGGCGCCGCUUGCUCAUAGCAUUUGCGGCCUUUGUACACCUGCACAGGGGAACUUCCUUCAGCCAAGAUGCUGUUAGGCGCGCAGAACAAUGGCUUCAGGACAUCGACAUCAGUGAAGCCCGAGCCUUGAGCGCUCUCCACACCUCCACCAAGGACAUUCGACGACAAGUCGCGACAGACCGUGCCGCAUAUCUUGAGUCCCUUGCCACCACUGCUGCUGCACAUGACCUAAGGGACCCUGCGUCGCUUUAUGGCGCCAUUCGCCGGGCCUUUCCCCAGGCACAGUCUGCGCGCCGUCGCACAUUGCGUCCCCUUCCCUCGCUUUUGCUGCCUAAUGGCCGUGUUGCUGUGAGUACUGCAGAAAGAGCUGAGGGAUGGCGUGCCCAUUUUGCUGCACAGGAGGCUGGCAGCCUUGUCACCGACGAGGAAUACCUCCUGCAAGUUAGAAGGCGUAAGCCCCUAACAGCCUGGCAGCUUGACGUAGCAGCAGUUCCGAGCCUUUGCCAAAUCGAAAGCCUCAUCAACACCCUGCAAAGGCACAAGGCCGCAGGCCCUGACGGCAUAACUGCAGAACUCCUCCGGACAGAUGUCAUUACUGCUGCGCGUCAAUUAUUACCAGUACUUACCAAGGCGGCACUACGUGCCACCGAACCCGUUGCCUUCAGAGGAGGGGACUUAAUGCUCCUUGCAAAGAAGGCUGCCCAUGUCAUGGGUUGCGACGGCUUCCGUUCAAUCCUGAUUUCGUCGGUGCCAGGUAAGGUCUAUCACAAGUGCCUCAGGCAGCAACUCAUCCCAGCUUUCAAGAGCCACAGACAUGCCUUCCACGCAGGCAUACUCCCUGGGCAGGGCAUAGAGCUCAUUUCCAUCACCGCCAAAGCAUUCUUCUCCCUCUGUAACUCCCGUGGAGGCCAUGCCUCGCUGGUAUUUUUUGAUUUGAAGGCUGCUUUCUAUCAAACGAUACGCCAGCUUGUCGUCAAUACCGCCGACGACGACCAAAGUCUUUUAGCACUCUUUCACCGCAUGGCAUUGCCCCCAAGUGCAUUGGCCGAGCUCAAGGCCAAACUACAAGCAGUCACGGCACUAGAGCACUCCGGAGCUUCUUCCCACACCAGGGCCCUAGUUUCCGAUCUGUUCGUAGGCAGUUGGUUUAGGCUCUCCGGUUUUUGCGACCUCACCCUGACACGGCGAGGAACCCGACCUGGCGACCCGACAGCUGACAUACUAUUUGCCUUUUCAAUCGCUGCUUACAUGCGCGCAGCGUCGGCAGCUCUGGAUGAGGCCGGCAUGCUAGCCGACGUCCCCUGUGUUGCGCACCGGCCAGACUUCGUUCCAUUCGAAGGGCCAGUGCCGCUAGGAUGUCCAGCCUGGGCCGACGACUUCUUCUUCCCUCAAACAGCACCCAGUGCCGAGGAGCUACUUUUGAGAUCCAGGAGUGCUGUCAACAUUCUGUACACACAGGCUUCAGCUCUGGGCAUGACCGUCAAGUUUGGAGUGGAUAAGACUGCUCUCCUCCUGCCUGCAGGCACAUCCCGUGUGAGUAACCCUCUCAUUACCACAGACGCGGACGAUCGGCCUGCCAUAACGGUCACUGACGCCACCGCCGGGGAAACGGCUCUGCUACCCAUCGUGCAUGUUUACAAGCACUUGGGAGGCGUCCUAGCUGCGGAUGGCAAUCCCGCGCCAGAUCUCCACUACCGAUUCUCCCAGAGCAUGUCCAUCAUUAAACCCCUACGAAGGCGCCUUUUCGGGGCACGGAGAUUCGAUCUUGGAGUUCGACGCAGUUUACUGCGCGCGCUAGCUGUCUCCCGUUAUACGCAUACGGCAGCAGCCUUGGUGUUGCCCUCCGCCCUCCACAGGCGACAGUGGGAGAGACAAUACCUCUCCCUAUAUCGCGUCCUCAUCGCACGCACUGUUGCUGACGAUCAGGCGCACAGCUACACCGUCCUCCUCGCGGCGCAAGCACCUCCCCCCAAUCUCGCUAUAGCCGCUGCCAGGGCCCAAUGCUUGCAGAAGCUUUACCAACAGGGGCCGUUAGAGCUCUUAGCCCUCGUGUACGACCACUGGGCCCUGCACCCCCGUACAUCGUGGCUGCAUCAAUUCAAGGAGGACGUCGAAUCUGUGAUCGUCUACCUGCCACAUCUCCGUGAGCUUCUGCCAUACGUUGAUCCGGUUCCAGCCCUCUUAGAGGCCUAUGCCAGAGAUCCGUCUUGGUGGGGACGGCAGAUAACGGCAUCGACAAAGCAGUUUUUGCUGGAUGCCGAAGUGUGGCAAACCACAAGACGCCGUACUCCUAAGGGUGCCCCAUCCUUCGUCGACACCGGACUCGCGGAUGAGGAAGAUGCCACACUGGAUUUGUUGGCCUCCCUUUUCCAUCC
Symbiodinium sp. CCMP2592 is the source of this 4670-nucleotide messenger RNA. The record is from the annotation of a GenBank genome assembly. NCBI's taxonomy places the organism in Eukaryota, Dinophyceae, Suessiales, Symbiodiniaceae.